Molecule: messenger RNA, 1630 nt
Organism: Nematolebias whitei (Rio pearlfish)
Lineage: Eukaryota; Metazoa; Chordata; Actinopteri; Cyprinodontiformes; Rivulidae
Gene: aamp
Product: angio-associated, migratory cell protein
Exons: 11
Coding region: 199-1452 (417 amino acids)
Cellular component (GO): cytosol
Molecular function (GO): protein binding
Source: RefSeq, a predicted model, not a curated record
GUCGUCAUCAUUAUGCGUCAGAUUCUUAGCAUUUGGUGGCGACAUGUGAAGAAAACACGAACAGACAACUUUCCCGACAUUUAAGUUACAGACAGACAUCAGUAUAUCGUGAAAACAGACAUUUACGAGUAAAACAGUGACCGAAGCUUCGUCUGUCGGCGUCACUCGCGCCAGUGCUUUUCUGUUCCAGCUAACAGGAUGGAUAACAACACGGAGGGGGAAGCCAUCGAGUUCCACGGAGACGAGGAAAUCAUCGAAGUCAUCGACCUGAACGACACGGAACCAUGUCCAGAGGACCUGGCUGACGACCUGCAGGACGUGGGCUUUGAAGACGCAGAGGCUGAUGAUGAUGAAGGCUGGGAGACGGAGGACGAGAUGGAAGCUGAGGCGCAGCAGGAUGACAGCGAGCUCACCUUUUCCAAGCACACAGGCUCGGUGUUCUGCGUCAGCUUGGACCCGGCCACAAACAGCCUGGCCGUGACGGGAGGACAGGACGACAAGGCGUACGUGUGGAGGGUGAGCGACGGAGAGGUUCUGCUGGAGUGCACCGGACACAAGGACUCAGUGUCGUGCGCCAUGUUCAGCCACGACUCCUCUCUGGUGGCGUCGGGGGACAUGAGCGGCCUGAUCAAAGUCUGGAGAGUAGAAAGCAAAGAGGAGAUCUGGUCCUUUGAAGUGGGGGACUUGGAGUGGUUGGAGUGGCACCCCUGUGCUCCGGUGCUGCUGGCGGGGACGGACGACGGCAGCGUGUGGAUGUGGAAGAUCCCUUCAGGCCACAGUAAGACCCUCCAGAGUCCUGGAUGUCAGGCCACCUGCGGGAAAGUCCUCCCCGACGGUAAACGGGCCGUUGUGGGCUACGAGGAUGGAUCGGUGCGAGUGUGGGACUUAAAGCACGGCAGCGCCGUCCACGUCAUUAAAGGUCAGGAUGGAUACCUGGGGGCGCUGACCUGCCUGGCGUGCAACAAGGAUGGCUCUUUGGUCCUCACGGGUUCAAUGGGCGGCUGCUCCAAGCUCAUCAACACCGCCACGGGAAAGGUGGUCGGAGUUUUCUCCAGAGAAGAAGGCAAAGCCAAAGGACCGAAGAACGAGGGCGAGUCCAACUCUGUGGAGUCUGUGGGGUUCUGCAACAUCCUGCCUCUGGUCGCUGUGGCCUACCUGGACGGGACGCUGUCCAUCUAUGACCUUUCAGCUCAGGUGCAGAGGCACCGGUGUCAGCACGAGGCUGGGAUUGUUCACCUGCGGUGGGAGGAGUCUUCUUCUGUGGUGUCCACCUCCAGUUUAGACGGUGUGCUGCGUCUGUGGGACGCUCGAUCCGGCAACUUGUUGUCCGAGUACCACGGCCACACCGAGGAGAUCUUCGACUUCACCAUCAACAGGGAGGCGUCUCUGGCCGUCACAGCCUCUGCAGACAACCGGGCCAAAGUGUUCUGCCUCCAGAGACCCGAUCGAUAGACGAGGCCGAGGAGCCGACUGCCCGAAGAAACAAACGUUCGGUUUGACCUCACGCUCUCCUGAGGAUGUGAAAGUCUUCUGGUGUUCGGACCUCCUGGUUUUGUAGUUUCUACGGUUUGACUCGCCCAGAAAUGGAGGUUCAAUGGCAACGAAAUGUUCUGAUGGUUUUAGUCUUCUU